Molecule: messenger RNA, 2133 nt
Organism: Asparagus officinalis (garden asparagus)
Lineage: Eukaryota; Viridiplantae; Streptophyta; Magnoliopsida; Asparagales; Asparagaceae
Product: pentatricopeptide repeat-containing protein At2g13600-like
Exons: 2
Coding region: 1-2133 (710 amino acids)
Biological process (GO): RNA modification
Molecular function (GO): protein binding; RNA binding
Source: RefSeq, a predicted model, not a curated record
AUGCCCAGACCAACUAUAAACACCACAAGAACAAUCAUUUCCUCGCUCUCUAGAUCAUUUAGCAGUACCCAAUUCCAUUCUUUGCCAAAUUCCAUCAGCUACCAACAAAGCCCAUAUUCCUACAAACCUUUAAUCGAUGAACGCUUCCAUCUCUUUAGACAGUUUCAGGCAUCUGGGUCAGACCCAGAUGUGUAUACAAUCUCAAAAGCAUUAUCAUCCUCACUCGAUCUCAAUGCACUGGACAACGGUACCCAACUCCAUGCUUUCUUGCUCAAGAGGAAUGUGCCCAUGGAUAUCACAGCAAUGAAUUCUCUUAUCAACUUGUAUCUCAAGUGUGGAUGUAUUGAGGAUGCAGAGAGGAUAUUUCAUGGAAUGUCUGAUAAAGAUGUGUUCUCUUGGACCAUUAUGGUUUCCGGGUAUGCCUCCAAUGGAAAAAUGAAGAAAGCUUUGGAGUUAUUUGAAAAGAUUCCAAGGAGGAACUCUGUCUCGUGGAAUUCACUGAUCAAUGGAUAUCAGAUACAAGGUAAUGACGAAAUAGCUCUUAAAUUAUUUAGUAGAAUGAGGCAAGAAGGCGAGCCUCCUAAUAAGAUAACUUUUAUUGCGGUUCUUAAAUCAUGCUCUGGUUUUAGUAGUUUGUUUGUGGUGGGUAUCGGAGUUCAUGGUCUUUUGGUGAAAUCAUCGUGGAUAAAUAACAUUAUGAUUAAAUGCACAGUGAUGGAUAUGUAUGCUAAACAUGGUGACAUGUUAGCUUGUUGUAAAUCAUUUGACGAGAUUUCAGAGCAUAGUGCAGUCUCAUGGUCCAUAUUACUGUCAGGCUUUGCAAUGAAUGGUAAUGUUGAAGAUGUGGAGAUGGUUUUUAAAGAAAUGCCGGAGAAGAAUAUAGUUUCUAGGAAUGUUAUGAUCACUAGCUAUGUGCAGAAUGAAAUGCAAGAUCGAGCAUUUGAUCUUUUUGUUGAUAUGAUAAAGGAGGAUAUGACACCUAAUUGCUUCACAAUGACAAGCCUAUUGGGUGGCUGUUCAAUUGUGAAGUAUACUAAAAAAGGAAGGACUUUUCAUGGGUAUUUGAUGAAAGUAGGAUUAGAAUCAGAUCUUACAAUAAGUAACUCAUUGAUCAAAAUGUACGGGGAACAAAGUAAUAUUGAAGAAGCCCGUCUUGUGUUCGAAGAGAUGAAUUGGCUUGAUGUGGUCUCGUGGACAACUAUGGUGUCUGCUUAUAUCUAUGUUGAUUAUUUAGAUGAAGCACGCUAUAUCUUUGAUAGGAUGCCAGAAAAAAACUUAAUAUCUUGGAACACAAUGAUGUCUGGUUACCUUCAGAAUGGGAAAAGUAUAAAACCAAAUUCUUGUUCUCUUGAUGACGCGCUAGUUUUAUUCUAUGAUUUGGAACGAUCAAAGAUUAAGCCUGACCACUUCUCCUAUAACUGUGCACUUACUGCUUGUGCUAAAAAUGAAGCAUUGGAGCAAGCCAGAUCAAUCCAUUGCCGAGUCAUAAAAAGAGGGUUCGAGUUAGAUCUUGGGGUAAGCAAUGCAUUAAUCUCAGUAUAUGGAAAAUGUGGAAGCCUUAACGAAGCAGAGAAGUGUUUUAAAAUCAUGCCUUAUCCUGAUAUGAUAUCUUGGAAUGCUUUAUUAACAUGCUAUUCACAAAAUGGACAAGGAAAUGAAGUCUUAACAUUUUAUGAGGAAAUGCAGAAUUCAGGAGUGAAGCCAAACCAUGUUACUUUCAUAAGUCUACUUUCAGCUUGUAGCCACAUUGGAGAGGUCAAGAAAGGGCAGGAGUUUUUUGAUGAGAUGGAAAAAGACAGUAAUAUCAAUCCAAACAGGGAACAUUACACUUGUAUGGUAGAUCUUUUGGGACGAGCAGGUCUUCUAUAUGAAGCUGAAGCAUUAAUCAAGAAAAUGCCAAUUGAGCCAGAUGCAACAUUAUGGGGAGCAUUGUUAGGAGCUUGCAAAAUGCAUGGAGAUCCAGCGCUUGGAAAAAAAGCAGCAGAUCAAAUAUUUCGAUUGGAAACUAACAAUUCAGCUGCGCAUAUUGCUCUUGCUGAAACUUUUGCAACUGCAAAGAUGUGGGAAGAUGUGGCCAAAAUACGAGCUAUGAUAAAAGAUAAGAAGCUUGUAAAGGAACCCGGAUUAACAUGA